This is a messenger RNA of Branchiostoma belcheri (Belcher's lancelet), 749 nucleotides long. Its product is annotated as protein FAM173B-like. Gene Ontology annotation, biological process: peptidyl-lysine trimethylation; positive regulation of proton-transporting ATP synthase activity, rotational mechanism; regulation of mitochondrial ATP synthesis coupled proton transport. The transcript has 4 exons. Bases 92 to 712 code for a protein of 206 amino acids. Gene Ontology annotation, molecular function: protein-lysine N-methyltransferase activity. The record is from RefSeq and is a predicted model, not a curated record. NCBI's taxonomy places the organism in Eukaryota, Metazoa, Chordata, Leptocardii, Amphioxiformes, Branchiostomatidae. Gene Ontology annotation, cellular component: mitochondrion.
UUGGUAAAAACACGUGGAUUUUGACGUCUGCACUUGUAACUUGGUUUUUGCCGCCUUUUGUCGGACUAUCGUGAUCCUUUGGCUUUCUGGAAUGUCUGAGGAAGCGGAGGGUUUGAUAGAAGAUGCAGAAAAUCGCAGGAGACGGAGGGUUGGACUGAUUGCAGCGGGUUUAGUGGGGGGUGCGGCGGUAGCGAUUACUGCCGUCGCGGCCCCGUUCGUACUACCUGCCAUGAGAAAGAUCUGUUUACCGUACGUGCCUGCCACGCAGGAGCAAGUAGGGAACGUUUUCAAACUCUUAGAGGGACGGUCUGGCACGCUGGUGGACCUCGGGAGCGGGGACGGAAGGAUCGUUAUAGCUGCAGCGAAGCAGGGUUUCCAUGCAGUUGGCUAUGAGCUGAACCCAUGGCUAGUCUGGUACUCCAGACUCAGUGCAAUAAGACAUGGUGUGUUUGGGAAGGCAAGAUUCUACAGGAGAGAUCUCUUUAAGGCCAACUUUGCAGAGUUAGACAAUGUGGUCGUCUUUGGUGUGCCUCAACUGAUGCCUUUACUUGAAGAGAAGCUGUCCAAAGAGUUACAGAGAAGUGCAAAGGUGGUGGCCUGCAGGUUUAGCUUUCCGACAUGGCUGCCUUCACAGACUAUAGAAGCCGGUGUGGACACGGUGUGGUCGUACGAAGCAAAGGACAUUGUCAUGAGAUAUCUGUGGGAGGACUGAUGAAAAUGUAGUUGUCAGUUAGUAGAACAUACAUCAA